Molecule: messenger RNA, 861 nt
Organism: Brassica napus (rape)
Lineage: Eukaryota; Viridiplantae; Streptophyta; Magnoliopsida; Brassicales; Brassicaceae
Product: putative F-box protein At3g17620
Exons: 1
Coding region: 1-861 (286 amino acids)
Source: RefSeq, a predicted model, not a curated record
AUGAAGAAUGCAACUUUGGCUGCGCUUUCAAGCAGCCUCUCUCGAGUGUGUCACUGCGACGGUUUGUUGCUAUGCACAACCGAAGCCUACUCAUGGCUCGCCGUUUGGAACCCUUUCACAAGUCAAACUCGGUGGAUUUGCGUUGAGCCUAUAUCAAUUCGCCACAGGAAGAUUUGGUACUCUCAUGCUCUCGGGUACGAGAAAGGCAAGUCGUGCCGCGUCUAUAAGAUCUUGAGAUUUGCUGGAAAUGUUCACGAAGUCUAUACGUUGAAGAGCUCUGAUUCUUGGAGGGCUCUUGAUGUUAGUCCAGACUGGGAUAUAGGUUACGAUAACCACGGCGUUUCCUUUCAAGGAAACACGUACUGGUACGCUAAGGUAGCAGGAGGAGUAGGUUUCUUGCUCUGUUUCGAUUUCACGGGAGAGAGAUUCGGACAGCUUCUGCCUCUGCCGUUUGAGUGUUUUUCAGAAGAUUCUGUGAUUCUGUCUAGUGUUGGAGGAGAGCAGCAGCAGCUUGCGGUUUUGUUUCAGCAUCGUGAGACGUUUGAGAUGGAGGUUUGGGUUACGACUAAGGUUGAGCCUGAUGCUGUGUCGUGGAGCAUGUUCUUUGCGGUUGAUAUGGGGCCAUUGACUGGGUUUAGGUUUAACACUGGUGGGAGUUUCGUCGUAGACGAGGAGAAUGCAGCUGUGGUUGUCUUUGAUGAAGGUAAGAAUGUGGAGAAACCGACUCGCAACACAGCUUACAUCGUUGGGUUUGGAGAGAGUAGUUACUUCAGGGAAGUUGAUUUAGGGAAGAUUACAUCAGGGAAAGAGGGUUUUCCGCAUGCGUGCUCCUAUGUUCCAAGUUCAGUGCAAACUUCAUGA